This is a messenger RNA of Hypanus sabinus (Atlantic stingray), 2039 nucleotides long. It is a transcript of the gene snn, whose product is annotated as stannin. The transcript is spliced from 4 exons. Bases 585 to 845 code for a protein of 86 amino acids. The record is from RefSeq and is a predicted model, not a curated record. Gene Ontology annotation, cellular component: mitochondrial outer membrane. Lineage: Eukaryota; Metazoa; Chordata; Chondrichthyes; Myliobatiformes; Dasyatidae.
GGCGAGCGCACGGCCCCGGGGCGGCGCCUGGACGCGCAGCUGAGCAGGAAAUCGGCAGCGGCGUUCUUGCCGCACGGUGGCCCGGGAAGCUCCGCAAAGAUUGGGCAGGAGUAUGGAGAUGAUGCCGGGGAGUUCUCGCCCGCCUCUAGCAAACGUUGCGGUAACCCAGGACUGAGCUGCGAGUUGACUGGCGAUUCUUCGGAGAGUGCAGAAAUGGCAGCCACACAACAGGUGCCCAAUAGAACCCAUUAAAAAAAGAAAAGAACACCCAAUGUGUAGAAAAAAAAGUGUGAACAAUCGAAGCAAGCGGAUAACGUUCAGAACUGGAGUUGAUGGAGCACUGUCGCAUCAGUUUGAAGUCUCAUCUCAACGAUUGGCACUUUUGACAGUGCAGCACUCAGUCAGUACUGCACUGGAGUAUCAGCCUGGAUGUUUGUGCUCGGGGGUUUUCUGCCGUAAGGGUUGAACUCAGAUCCGUCAGACUGAGAUUAUUUUACAAGCAUCUCAUCUACAGAACCUUCUCCAGCCACUGAGCUGAAACCUCCUUUUUAAAGUUUGAAGUUGAAAACUCACAGACACUUACCAUGUCAAUGGACCACAGCCCCACCACCGGAGUGGUCACAGUGAUCGUCAUUCUUAUCGCCAUAGCAGCUCUUGGUGCUUUGAUCCUGGGCUGCUGGUGCUACCUGCGCUUGCAGCGAAUAGGUCAGUCAGAAGACGAGGAAAGCAUCGUGGGAGAAGGAGAAACCAAAGAGCCCUUUCUGCUGGUGCAGUACUCUGCGAAAGGGUCCCGGGUCGAGCGGAAAGCCAAGCUGACAGCGAAUGGUUCAGAAGGUCAUGGCUAGUCUGCAGCUGCAGUUCAUGUGACAGCGUCUGCUGUUUUGGACUAAACAUUUGUAAUCAGAUCAUUCUUCAUACUGUGAAAGUUUAAAUCUCUUCAAGCUGCUUAUUAAAAGGGCAUUACAGCUGACCUGGUGUAAUCAGAAAUCUGAACUGCAACUGCAUGUUAAAGGAAAUCAGGACUAGCCAUUUAAAACUUAGUGUUUCCUCUGUGAAUUCUAAGCCCAUUGAGCUUGUGUUAAUGCAGUAGCUACUGUAAUUUUCAUUCUUACUGAACCUGUGGAUUUUGGUGGGGGGGGGGUAAGUGUGUGGGGAUGAGUUUGAAAUUCUAGUCCAUUUUCCAUACAAUAGCAUUUGUAUUCUGAAAAGCAAAAAUGAUCUGUAAGUGUUACCAGACCUGGUUUUGAUAAUCUUGCAGUGUUUUCCUGUGCUUGAGGCCAAGUUGGAAUUGGGGGAGGGGUUGUAAAGGGGAAGAGAAGCAGCUACAGAAUUAGAAAUCUAGUUUUUAACAGCUCCUGAUGAAGGGUCUCGGCACGGAACUGUCGACUCAUAGAUGCUGCCCGUCUUGCUGAAGUCCACCAGCAUUUCGUGUGUGUGUUGCUCAAGAUUUCCAGCAUCUACAGAAUCUCACGUUUGUUUUAAAAUAACCCAAUGUUACAAUCAUUAUUUGUGACAGAACUAGUUCAGAUUUGUCUCUCACCCCUCAUUGGAUUCUGCAAGAUCUUUUAGUUUAGAAAAUGGAAGCAGGGAGUUGUGGGGGGGGGGGGUGGGGAAGGGGAGGAAGAAGAGAGGAAUAAUUUCUACUGAGUUGCACAAUGAAGACUGCAGAAUUGUUCUCUAAUUUGUGCAUGAGGUUGUGCUGAAAUGACGUGACUGCUAGGAUGCUACCAAAGCACUUUCUAAAAACUGAUUCUAAUCAGGACCUAUGAUGGAGAAGGCUGUAGUUAGAUACUACAAACGAUCCGGAAGGUCUGUACAACAAUGGUGGCUGAGCAGUUUGUUAAAAUUGAACGCAUGUAUAAAUGGGGUUUGUAGUACUGAAAUGGUUUAAUUUAAAAACUUGAUUGUGGUACUCUACCAUAAUAUUCCUUCCUGUAAUUCAGUUUUUACAAAUGAACUUACUCUAUAUACAUUGUAAUCAAAUUUCAUUAGUGCAAUAUUCAAUGUAAACAAAUAAAGAAUUUCCCCUUUUACCAGUA